AUGGCUCCAUACGCAAUCUCAAUCGACAACCGCUCCGACAUCAAGCGGUCUUACGCCCUAUUCGCUGAACCUCCAACCAUCAAGCACAACGGCGGCUCGGCCAUCAAAGUGGUCACUCGCAUCAUCAGCAGCGCCCGGGGGGUGGCAUCCCCGCAUGGCCAGGCCAACUUCACGCUCUCCAAAAAGUUGUACGCAAGAUGCGGGGUCUACGAUGUCGAAGUCGACCCGUCACCUGACGACCAGAACCGAAAACGCGUCGGGAGUGGCGUUGAGGUCAUCGACCAGCGACUUGUCACACUCGGGUCGACAGACAAACAUGGCAAUAUCGUACCCGGGACCACGCUCAUGAUAGACAGCUCGAGCGGCACGCCGGCGUUUACCGAGAACAACCCCGCGCCGUCCGGUGCUGUUGGGUGCUUCUGCAUUCAGACCCGAGGCGACUUUUCGGUCAAGGAGGCGAAGCUGAACCAAUUCGUUGUCGGCUUCUGCUCGUCCACACGCCAGAGCAUCGGCCCUUAUGCCACCUUCGUCCCGCAGCCCAGCGAGGAGUAUCAGAUCGCGCCAUCCAAGGGCUUUUACGUGGUCGUGGGGAACUUCAACCCCUACGACCUCGCCGACAUGAGGCUCAAGGACAGCAUGUCCGCCUGCCAUAUGGAUUUUGCCUCCCUCGAGACGGACUCUGUCACACUAGUCCACCACAGCAACGGGACGCUCGUCAGGCAGGUGGUCACAGAUGGGGAGAUGAGGCCGGUGCCAGUCCCAUCACCCAACCCCCCAGUCUUUGCACGAGCUUUUGCAAGAGAGGAAUUCAGGGUCGGAACUGCAACAGUCACGGCUAGGUCGAGUCAGGACGAUGGGAGUUCGAAUUCGAUAUCAGGGAGCUCUGCUGGCACCUCGACACCAACUUGGUCCGUCUUGAGCUAA
Molecule: messenger RNA, 924 nt
Organism: Podospora anserina S mat+
Lineage: Eukaryota; Fungi; Ascomycota; Sordariomycetes; Sordariales; Podosporaceae
Exons: 2
Coding region: 1-924 (307 amino acids)
Source: RefSeq, a predicted model, not a curated record